Pseudozyma hubeiensis SY62 is the source of this 1683-nucleotide messenger RNA. Its product is annotated as monocarboxylate transporter. Gene Ontology annotation, cellular component: fungal-type vacuole membrane. Gene Ontology annotation, molecular function: transmembrane transporter activity. Lineage: Eukaryota; Fungi; Basidiomycota; Ustilaginomycetes; Ustilaginales; Ustilaginaceae. Gene Ontology annotation, biological process: transmembrane transport. Bases 1 to 1683 code for a protein of 560 amino acids. The transcript has a single exon. The record is from RefSeq and is a predicted model, not a curated record.
AUGGAACCAGUCGAGCUUGUUGGCCUUGCCCAAGACUCUGGAAAGCCUCUUCAUCACCACGAGCUCCAGCCGACAUCGUCAUCGCCCGCCGAAACAAUCAGAACUAUUCGUCAAGAGCCUUCGACCUCUUCUGACGUCGAGAAAGGAACACUCGACCACCCCGGCUCCAGCGACGGACAACCGACGUCGAUAUCUGCUCUCACGGAGCACGCGACUAGCGCACAACAUGCUACGGCUGUUCCAACCCUCGUCAACACCCAAAGCUCCGAUAAAGAGUCUUGUACCGGCUCGCGAUCAGCCUCAAACGAGGACCGACCAUCUGGCAAUGACUCCACAGCUCCCAUCAAGGAUCGAGGCUGGCAAGCAUGGAAGUUUGUCCUCGCUUCUGCAGCCACCGAGUUCAUGAUCUGGGGCGCAUCCUGGGGCUACGGCUCCUUUCAAGAGUACCACCAGCAAAACCCUCAAUCUCCGUUCCAUCACGCUUCGCUCACCGCCACCUCCUCCGUCGGCACCACUCUCCUUGCCGGGCAGCACUUUGUCACCUUGCUGACUUUCGGCCUGUACACCAUGUUCCCGCCGCUUGUCAAGACAUUCACCUACAUUUGCGUCGUUGGCUCCUCGCUCUCUCUCCUCAUCGCCAGCUUUUCCCACUCGAUCGCGCUGCUCAUCCUAUUUCAAGGUCUCGUCUACGGCAUGUUCAGCGGCAACGUCUUCCUAGCCGUCAUUCUCUGGUUGCCCAACUGGUGGGAUGAGAGACGUGGGUUCGCCACCUCCAUCAUGUUUAGUGGUGCAGGAAUCGGCGGCAUCGUGUGGCCCAUCAUCUUCUCGCAAACACUGCAAAGGAUCGGCUUCAGGGGGACGUUGCGAUUGUGGGCGCUACUUCAGCUCAUCAUUUCCGGCGGUGCUGUCAUGUGCCUCAAACCAGGGCGGAAGCCGCCUCCUACUCCGAAACCUUUGCGCUGGAAGUCGGCGCUGCCUGGUUUCCCGCGCUCCCUCUUGUCGCCUGUUGCGCUACUCAACAUUGUCGUCUCCCUCACCCAGUCAACCGCGUACUACUCGAUCUCGCUCAACAUCUCCAACUACGCCUCGUCUGUCGGAUUCAGCUCCACCACCUCCACCGCCAUCCUUUCCGCCUUCAACGCCUCUGCUGCCAUCACCUACUUUGUACUCAGCUACCUGGUCGACCGCUUCGCAUACCCUCUGCUCAUGGCGACGUCGACUACGCUCAAUCUCGUAUUCACCGUGCUGGUGCUAGGAUUCGCCGGCCGCUCGUUGACCAAGAUCAUUGUCUACGUCGUCUUCUUCGGCUUGACGGGAGGUGGCUUCGCUUGCUUCAUGACACCCAUGGCGAGAGACAUCCCGGACAGGUCGAGGUCGCACGAGUUCUCGCUUCGUUUCCUCUACUAUAUCACUUUCAGAGGCCUCGCUGCCAUGGUGGGACCCAUCAUUGCGGUCCAAGUCUAUCCCAAGCAUCUCGGCAGGGAAUCGACAUACGGCAGCUUCGGCUUCACGAGCUUCAUCGCAUUCAUCUCGGGUACGUUGGCAUUGUCGACAUGCGCAUCACUGGCCAUCUUUGCGCACAAACGAUACCUGCAGCCGAAACAGGAUCGAGUCAAGGUUCUGAGCAAUCCGGUGACUCCUCCUGCCGAAGCGCGGCAACAGAGUGGGACUGUUGCGGCGUAA